ACAACUUCUCCUGCUGAAGGAAUUAUCGCACACAGACAGUCUGGUUACCGCUGCUGACGAGCUUCGUGAAAAUGUCUGAGAACGCGGAUCGUCUGAACAAGUUCAAGAACAAAGGCAGAGAUGCAAAUGAGCUUCGACGCAGGAGAGUGGAGGUGAACGUGGAGCUCCGCAAAGCGAAGAAAGAUGACCAGAUGUUCAAGAGAAGAAAUGUGGCCGCGUUUCCUGACGAGGCGACUUCUCCACUGCAGGAGAGAAGUCAGAACUGUCAGGCUGCCAGGCAGUGGACUGUAGAAGAGAUUGUCGCAGGAGUGAACAGUGACAACCCCGAGUCCCAGCUCCAGGCUACACAGGCUGCACGAAAACUGUUGUCACGUGACAAGCAUCCUCCCAUUGAUCAACUGAUCAGCGCUGGUCUGAUUCCCAAGUUUGUCUCGUUCCUGGGGCUGGUGGACUGUCCUCCAAUUCAGUUCGAGGCCUCUUGGGCCCUGACCAACAUUGCCUCCGGGACGUCUGACCAGACGGUUGCUGUCGUUGGAGGCGGAGCCGUUCCUGCCUUCAUUAGCCUGAUUACAUCCCCCCACCAGCAUAUCAGCGAACAAGCUGUCUGGGCUCUUGGAAACAUUGCUGGUGAUGGAUCGGCUCUUAGAGACAAGGUCAUCAAGCAUGGAGCUGUGGCCCCUCUGCUCAGUCUGAUGGCAGUCCCUGAUCUGUCCAUGUUUAAUACCGGCUAUGUGAGAAAUGUGACAUGGACGCUGUCAAACCUCUGCCGCAACAAGAACCCCUCCCCACCUUUGACUGCCAUCCAGGAGAUCUUACCCGCUCUCAUCCGUCUACUGCACCACGAUGAUCUGGAGGUCUUGGCUGAUGCGUGUUGGGCCGUUUCUUACCUAACAGACGGCUCAAAUGACCGCAUCCAGGUGGUGGUCCAAACUGGCGUAAUUCCCCGCCUUGUGAAGCUGCUCGGCUUUGAUGAGCUGUCUAUCAUUACCCCCGCACUGCGUGCCAUUGGCAACAUUGUGACCGGGACAGAUGAGCAGACUCAAGCAGUUCUUGAUUCAGGGGCCCUGUCCAUGUUCCAUCGACUGCUGCGGCACAAAAAAGCCAACAUCCAGAAAGAGGCAGCCUGGACUCUGUCCAACAUCACUGCAGGAAGAGACGGCCAAAUCCAGGAGGUCAUAGACGCCGGCCUUGUUCCAUAUAUGAUUGAAACUCUUGCACGGGGUGACUACAAAACUCAAAAAGAGGCUGUAUGGGCCAUUACAAAUUUCACCAGCGGGGGCAGUGUUCAGCAGGUGGUUUUUCUGGUUCAAGCCAAUGUGCUUGAGCCUCUUUUGAAUCUACUCUCCUCAAAGGACAGCAAAAUUAUCCUCGUCAUCUUGGAUGCCAUCACCAACAUCUUCCUGGCUGGAGAUAAAAUUGGGGAGUCAGACAAGCUGAGUCUCAUGAUGGAGGAAUGUGGUGGACUGGACAAGAUAGAAGGCCUGCAGUCCCAUGAGAAUGAGAUGGUGUACAAAGCGGCUCUCAACCUGAUUGAGAAGUACUUUUCUGAAGAGGAGGAGGAGGUACAGAGUGUGGCCCCGGAAUCAACCACUGAUGGUUAUGCUUUCCAAAUCAGUGAAAACCAAAGCACUUUCAACUUUUAGGUGACUUUCUAACCCCUGUACUGUACUCUCAUCACUAAAACUGCUGUUUGUCCUUUUCUAUGUGUGUCUUUGUAUGUACUGUACAUACAGUUUUUUUUUUUAAUGUGACUGAAAAACAUGUAAAUAAAGUUGUCAUAUUAUG
Messenger RNA from Solea solea (common sole), 1785 nucleotides. RefSeq names its product karyopherin alpha 2 (RAG cohort 1, importin alpha 1) (gene kpna2). Gene Ontology annotation, molecular function: protein binding; nuclear import signal receptor activity. Gene Ontology annotation, cellular component: nucleus; cytoplasm. The coding region runs from base 72 to 1643 and encodes 523 amino acids. The record is from RefSeq and is a predicted model, not a curated record. Gene Ontology annotation, biological process: NLS-bearing protein import into nucleus. Lineage: Eukaryota; Metazoa; Chordata; Actinopteri; Pleuronectiformes; Soleidae. The transcript has 11 exons.